GUGAGAGAGAGUAAGAGAGGAAGGUGGAGUCGGCGAGAAGUGAGGAAGGAGAGAGAUGCACAUGGUCAGGGUCGGACUUUCAGAGCUUAAUGUGGGGGGCAAACAGGCAUCACAGCUGCUGAAGCCCAUCGGCCAGAGACACACGGGGCAGCAAUUUACCGAAGAAUAAUACAACUUACACGAAAAGGAAACAAAACUGGGCAGAGUGACUGGGAACACUGGGUUUUAUAUCUAGUUAAUAGGCAGAGGGUUAGAAGCUCCAGAGGUGGUGGAGAGAGGGGGUGCGCAAGGAAACUAGCAAUUCAAAAAGAAGACAGGAGAAAGGAAGGCAAACUGAGAAAAACAAAAGAAAAAUUGAAAGUUGACGGAUAAGACGGAGAAAUUUGCCCAAAGUUUGCUUCCUCAGGUGUUGUCAGGCCUUGGCCUGGACGGGCGCAGGGAGAGCGAGCGAGCGGGAGAGAGAGAGAGAGAGAGCGCGGUGGCGUAAGUGAGACGUGGCCAUGUUCAUGUUCAUCCGAGAAGGUUCUGCCGGCGUAUCAGGAGGAGGCUUAGGAGGGAGCGCGAUACAGGAGAAGACUGCCAAACAGGAAGGUUUCCACCAGAUUGCUUCUGGGUACUGCAGCUCAUUUUUACUGCGGUGCAGGCCUCCAUCCGCAAGCAGGUGGAGAGGCAGAGGAGGCAGAACAGCGAGCUGAACGUGACGGAGGAGAUGGAUAACGCCUCGGUGUACUCCAAGAACCCCAGCACGUCCGCUGCCCCGAAGCAGGAGAAGGAGCCGGGACAGGACAAUCCAGACCUGUUGACUGUUCUGGAUGCAGUCUACGGCCCGGAAAGGGAACUGCAAGAGGACGAGAUGGAAGAGCUGAGGGCAGGAUUUAAAGAGUUUGAGUAUAAGAACAAAGGCAUAGUGAAAUGUGGGAGCCUGGGAGAAUGCAUGAGGACCAUGGGCUACAUGCCGACAGAGAUGAGGCUGAUCGAGAUGGGCGAGACCCUCCGUAGCGGCAAAGUAGACUUUGAGGACUUUGCGGAUCUCAUGGGCCCUAAGGUGGUGGAGGACACUACCCACAUGAUCGGAAUCAAAGAGAUGAAAGAGGCUUUUCAGGAGAUCGAUGCAGAUGGAGAUGGACAGAUCAGCGCUGCGGAGCUCAAAGAGGCCAUGAAGUCGCUGUUAGGGGAGCAACUCAGUCCUACCGAGCUGGAGGAGAUCCUGCAGGACGCGGACCUCAACGGUGACGGACAGAUAGACUUUGAGGAGUUUGUUCGAAUGAUGUCUCACUGAUCCUUGUUGAAACAUUAUGAACUGAAGAAGGAAAAAAUCAAGGGAAGAAGUUGAAGAAACCCAGACAGGAAAGAGCAAGUGAAAAAUGAAAGGACAAGGGUUCCUAAGGAUUGGCUGUGUAUUUUACUUAACGAAGUUUUUUAAAGAAAUUUUGGAAAUAUGUCAUUCAGCCCAAUAUUAUUAAUCCCACAUUGUCACUUAAGAAAUUAUAAGAUAAACGAUAAAAAAAGAUACAAGAAAUGCAGAUAAAAUAUAAAACAGCCAGUUAAAAAUGCACAGAAAUACACAGAUGGAUACCGGUCUAUGCUAACCUGAAUGCUCAUGCCAGCUAGGGGCAGCUGAUUGAGGUAAAACAACUUAAUAAUCGCUUUAUUGUCAAGGAAAGAAUUAUGCCUUGAAUGGAGAAGCUCAUUUUGAACAAAUCCCAGCUGAAGAGCUUUAUGUGGAUUGUGCGUAUCUGAUAUAUUGUGCAGUGAAUUACUUCGUCAAUAAGAUCGGUAAAAAACAUUUCUCUGUUUUCAGUAUUAUCAAUUGUGUUAUUUUCAGUUAACUAUUUUUUGCUAGCCAGUGAUUAGUAACUUUACCUUUGUUGAUCUUGUGGUGUUUAUGUGCAUUAGUUGAAAAAUAAAUCAGUUUUAGCAGUAA
Molecule: messenger RNA, 1924 nt
Organism: Brienomyrus brachyistius
Lineage: Eukaryota; Metazoa; Chordata; Actinopteri; Osteoglossiformes; Mormyridae
Product: calcium-binding protein 2-like
Exons: 8
Coding region: 710-1279 (189 amino acids)
Molecular function (GO): calcium ion binding
Source: RefSeq, a predicted model, not a curated record